AUGAACACCCGAUACGACAAGGAGAAAGCUGGCAGUCGAGUUAGGCAGCUUUUCGAAGGCCAGGAAGAGACCGCUUCCCAAGGGACCAUCAUGUUGGACUCAUUCGAGAAAUCCGCGUGUAAAGUCGUAGGAUUUGAAUACCCAAGAGCGUUUCGCCUUAUGCAAGUAGACGGUAUGGAGGAAACAGAACUUCACUUCAAGUUCUUCGGCGUGCUGUGCGAUAGGAAUCUGCCGCCGUUGACUCAUGUCCCUCGACGACGGGACGCUGGUACCAUACGCAAUCUUCGCCAACACGUGCGAAUCACCGGGCUGGGGGACGAGCACUUCCAGCGAGUAGCGGACAGUGUUUUCAGCGCUCAAACCUUGUUCUGCGACAGCCUCGGAGGUCCACGACAGGUUACGCCCCCUAGUUCAUUGCCCUACGAAGGUUUUACGACCAUCGAUGCACACGCUCGAUACUUUACGGACAGAACGGCGAACCCUUUCGAAAGUCAUCAGCCGUUUCUACCGGGGGUGGAUCCCAACAACAUCCUAGAGUCUCUUCGAGGGGAGAAGUUCAUUCACACUAUGGAUAAUCAAGUCGAAUAUGCGGUCAGGGUAGAGAACGACGGGGAGAACCCCAGGUACAAGGCGUUCAGUCCUGCCGAUUUUGGAAUCGGCGAUGUCGUAGAAGUUACAGUGUCCUUCAUGGCGGUCCCUAUCAAAGGCGGCGUGUACAAGUUCAUGACUGUCCUUAAAGGACUAUGCUUGGUGGACAAAAGUAUUCGUGAGGCUUCUCAGCAGCUGAACCCACCCAUUGAGGUCGUAUCAGGGCGAAGCAACGUCCUGCGGAAGCGAAGGAUCUUUCUGGACGACGAAGAAGUUAAGGAGGCGCAGCAGAGGCUUCAAAAGCUUCGGAUGGCAUAG
Coprinopsis cinerea okayama7#130 is the source of this 906-nucleotide messenger RNA. RefSeq lists its product as hypothetical. The transcript is spliced from 6 exons. The record is from RefSeq and is a predicted model, not a curated record. The coding region runs from base 1 to 906 and encodes 301 amino acids. Lineage: Eukaryota; Fungi; Basidiomycota; Agaricomycetes; Agaricales; Psathyrellaceae.